Olea europaea var. sylvestris is the source of this 721-nucleotide messenger RNA. RefSeq lists its product as uncharacterized. Lineage: Eukaryota; Viridiplantae; Streptophyta; Magnoliopsida; Lamiales; Oleaceae. The record is from RefSeq and is a predicted model, not a curated record. Gene Ontology annotation, biological process: microtubule-based process. Gene Ontology annotation, cellular component: dynein complex. The transcript has 2 exons. Bases 23 to 631 code for a protein of 202 amino acids. Gene Ontology annotation, molecular function: dynein intermediate chain binding; dynein light intermediate chain binding.
UCAAACAAAGAGUGUGUGAGCAAUGGCUGCAUGUGGUGAGAAGCAAAAGAAAGCAAAUAUCUAUGUUUAUAACAUGGGAACCGGAAAUCUGAAGCCGGAAUCAACAUAUCCAGCCACCAUUAAGAAGUCGAUAUCGCGGGGUUGGGGACUAAUGAGGUCGAAAACUUAUCGAGGAAGUGCCAAUCAUGGCGGAUUGAAGGCCGCAGAAGGCGGAGGAGAGGUGGUGGAAUCGAGAAAAUCAGUGUCAAUGGUAGAGACAAGAAAAUCAGUGUCUAUUGUAGAGACAAGGAAAUCAGUUUCACAUGUGGAAGUGAAUGCUGGAUCAGUGGCUGCAUUUCUUCAAGUGAAAGUGUUGGUUACUGAUAUGCCAGGGUUCAUGCAAGUUCAUGCCUUCAAGUGUGCAAGAAGAAUUUAUGACAGUUUGGAGACUUUCAGCCCUAAACAAAUGGCUUACAACAUGAAGAAGGAAUUUGAUAAAGUGUAUGGACCGGCUUGGCAUUGCAUUGUCGGCUCAAGUUUCGGCUCAUUCGUAACUCACUCGACCGGUUGCUUUCUCUAUUUCUCUAUGGAAAAGUUGUACAUUUUAGUGUUCAAGACAAAGGUUCAAAGAGCCCCUCCAGUGAAAGAUUAAAUGCAACAUAUGUUUCAUAAAUUGUAAGUUUUUAUUAUUUUCUAUUUUUUUUUAAGGUAGAAACUAUUUUUCUGAAUUUAAAAUUAUAAA